This is a messenger RNA of Meloidogyne enterolobii, 1318 nucleotides long. Lineage: Eukaryota; Metazoa; Nematoda; Chromadorea; Rhabditida; Meloidogynidae. The record is from the annotation of a GenBank genome assembly.
UUCUUCUAUGUAGUUCUCUUCAUUUUAGCCUACUAUUUUUUUCUUCCGUUUUCUUUAUUUAUUCUUCCCUUAUCCUCUUUAAUAAUUAUUUUUCACGCUUUAUCCUUUCUCUAUACAAAUAUUUUUUAAUUUAUUUUAAUAAAAUUUAAUUUUUUUAGAAUUUUUUCUCCUCAAACUCGGUCAAAUAAAGGCAGUUUAAACGAAUAAUUUGACUGCAAAAAUAAAUUAAUUAAUUUUUUGUUGAAUAAACACUUCAAUUAUAUAAAUACUCACAAUCCCCAAGUUCCCCCAAAAAAUGUUGCCAUCCCCCUUUACAAAUUCCUUCAGCCACCCUUUCCACAAAUUAACAACUUGUUCUGUAACAAACUUGCCAAAUUGUUCUUCAAAUAUUUUGAGGUUUUAUCUGCUUGUGUUUGUAUCAUCUCAAAACUUUUUGUCAUUAAAUGGGUCACCGUCUAUGAGGAAUGGGGCGUCAAUACUUGCAGAUGAUAUAAAUGUUAAUAAAGAAAUACACCGACCAAUAUAUGAAUCAUCUGUCCAUAAAAGAAAAACUACCCCCUCAAAUAACAACAGCAAUACACCCCUAUCUCUAGUAGAGGAACAUCCAUUAUUUCAACAACAAAGACAAAAUGAUCCUUUUCCUCCUAAUAGAGAAGAAUCUCAACAAGAAAAUUCUGUUAAUAAUGUUGUCGAGGUUGAUGCAAGUCCUGGUUUUGUUAAAGCGGCGGAUUUGCUUAAACAUUCUAUUGAUGAACGGGUAGAUCCUUGUGAAGAUUUCUUCGAUUUUGCUUGUGGUAAAUGGGUUGCCAAUAAUCCAAUACCUGAUGAUCUCACAUCUUACGGGCAUUUUAGUGAAUUACGAGAGAAAGUUAAUCACGAAAUGAAAACACUUUUUGAAUCUCCAGACGAGCCAACCUCCGUAGCAAUAAAAAAUUUAAAAAGUUUGUAUCACGGCUGUAUGAACACAGAGGAUUUGAAUAGAAGGAAUAGUUCAGAAUUAUUAAGUCGAGUAGCAAAGUUUGGUCACUGGCCAAUUAUUUCUCCAAAUAAAUGGAAGGCGGAAGAAUUCGAUUUAACCGAUCUUUUGGUCCACGUUGGCCGUUCUCGAGCUAUUGACGUGUUUGUGGAUGUUUAUGUGUCGUUGGAUCAGAAAAAUGCUACAAGGCGUUUACUCAAUUUUGAUCAAGGGGGUUUGGGAUUGGGGGCUAGUGCUCGAGAUUAUUAUUUAAAUGAUACAAGAUAUGGGAAUCAGAUGGCGGCAUAUAAGCGUUAUAUGAUUGAGAAGGUGAAUAAAUCGAAAUUUUAUUUUAAUUAUUAA